AGUUGUAGUUUUGCCGGCAACUCCCAGCAUGCAUAGGUUUUCCCGCGAGCUUGCAGUGAUGGAGUGAGGCCUUGGGCAAUUUGCAUGUUCCAUCUGAAAUUUGUGCUAUCUGGCUAAAGUGUAGACAUGAGUUCGUCUGGUAACUCCCUUGAUGACGAGGACACGUUUAAAAUCCUUGUGGCGACUGACAUUCACCUGGGCUACAUGGAAAAAGAUGCUGUGCGAGGAAAUGACAGUUUUGUGACUUUUGACGAGAUCCUGCGGCUGGCCAAGGAUAACGAAGUUGACUUUGUGCUGCUCGGAGGAGAUCUGUUCCAUGACAACAAGCCUUCCAGGAGAACUCUACAUACGUGUAUGGAGGUGCUAAGAAAGUACUGCAUGGGGGACCGGCCAGUCCAGUUUGAGAUUCUCAGCGAUCAGUCCGUAAACUUCAGCUAUAGCAAAUUUCCAUGGGUGAAUUAUCAGGAUGACAAUCUGAACAUUUCUAUUCCGACAUUCAGCGUCCAUGGAAAUCAUGACGAUCCGACCGGGGCGGACGGUCUGUGUGCGCUGGAUUUACUGAGUUGUGCCGGACUGGUCAACCAUUUUGGGCGUUCCACCUCUGUAGAGAAAAUUGAUAUCAGCCCGGUACUGGUACAGAAAGGGCGUACCAAGAUUGCUAUGUAUGGGCUAGGUUCUAUUCCGGAUGAAAGACUUUAUCGAAUGUUUGUGAAUAAACAAGUCACGAUGUUACGCCCCCGGGAGGACGAAUCCAGCUGGUUCAACUUAUUUGUAAUUCAUCAGAACAGGAGUAAACACGGAGCCACAAAUUACAUCCCUGAGCAGUUUCUAGAUGACUUUUUGGAUUUGGUAAUUUGGGGUCAUGAACACGAGUGCAAAAUAGCGCCGGUGAGGAACGAGCAGCAGCUCUUCUAUGUGUCUCAACCUGGGAGCUCUGUGGCCACUUCCCUGUCCCCUGGAGAGGCAGUAAAGAAACACGUGGGUUUAUUACGGAUCAAGCAGAAGAAAAUGAACCUUCAGAAAAUCCCCCUUCAGACCGUGCGCCAAUUCUUCAUCGAGGACGUGGUCUUGUCUGAUCAUCCAGACCUGUUCAACCCAGACAAUCCCAAAGUGACCCAGGACAUAGAAAACUUCUGCAUAGAGAAGAUAGAGGCAAUGCUGGACAUGGCUGAAAGGGAGCGUCUGGGAAAUGCUCGUAUACCGGAAAAACCUUUGAUAAGAUUGCGGGUGGACUACACAGGCGGAUUUGAACCCUUCAACACUCUUCGGUUUAGCCAGAAGUUUGUGGAUAAAGCUGCUAAUCCCAAAGAUAUUAUACAUUUCUUCAGACACAAGGAGCAGAAGGACAAGAAAGACAUUGUGGAAAUUAACUUUGGGAAGCUUGACAGCAAAUCAUCCUCAGAGGUCGGUACGCUGAGAGUGGAAGAUCUGGUGAAGCAGUAUUUCCAGACAGCAGAGAAGAAUGUGCAGCUUUCUCUUCUCACCGAGCGAGGGAUGGGUGAGGCCGUACAGGAGUUUGUGGAUAAAGAAGAAAAAGAUGCCAUAGAAGAACUGGUGAAGUUUCAGCUAGAGAAAACCCAGCGUUUCUUAAAGGAACGGAACAUUGAUGCUGAGGAGGAGAAGAUUGAUGAGGAGGUUCGAAGAUUUCGGCAGACCAGAAGAGACAAUACAAAUGAAGAAGAUGAAGAGGUUCGAGAGGCAAUAAACCGGGCUAAAGCUCACAGAUCUCAGGUUGAGGACAUUGACAUGAGUGAUGAUGAUGGCAAGGGAAGGAAAAUAUCAGGACCAUCUAUGGAUUUUUCUGAUGAAGACAAUGCUCCAGCCCCAACACCAGCAAGAGGAAGAGGAAGGGGCCGCGCCAGAGGAGGACGAGGACAGAGCACAACCACUAGAGGGACUUCAAGACGAGGACGGGGUGGCAGUGAUGUCCCCUCUGGCGGUCGAGCAUCUAAAGCCUCUGCCAAGAACAUGUCUAUCCUCGACGCCUUUAAAUCUUCCUCCUCAAGACAACCUUCCUCAAGGAAGGCCCCUGCAAAGAAUUAUUCUGAGGAGAUAGAGGACGAUGACUCCGAUAUAGAGGCAGUUUCCUUCACCUCAUCUUCCAAUGUGGCCAAGAGAUCUUCCAGCCUAUCAUCUAGCUACAGCAAGCCAAGUUCUCAAAGCCUGGCCUCUCGAGGAACCUUCUUUGUGGACGACGACGAUGAUGAGGAUGAGUUUGAUCCUUUCAAGAGCACUGCAUCAUCUAGAAGAAAUCGGCGGUAGAUGUUGUUAGCCCUAUUAAGGCUGUCAUCACAUUUUUCUACUUCGUUAGCAGUAACGAGAGGCAUCAAAGAACCAUCCAGUCUCCUAUUUUAUUAACAGUUGUCUGCCCUUUUCACUCCGAUAUGCACUAUGAUUAUGAAGGCACGUUGCUUUGACAAGUAUUGAUCUCACGUCUGUACUUGUCCCAAUCAUCUUCUGCUCUUAGCGGCUUGGUGAAGUCUCCUUUUAUCGUACUAAUUUGUUAAUGGAAAAGUCUAUAAUCGGUUUUCAGAUAUACAUUUUUAGAUAAUUCAUGUUUUGUGAAAAGGUUAAGACACCUUCUGUGCCUUAUAUUUAUGACACUUUAAACCGCACCUACAACUGCUACUCUACAGCUUGUGUACAAAUUGCAUUUUCAGCAUGUCCCAUUCUGCUGCCAUUUUCGGGAGAUAGAGAAUGUUUAGAAGCUGCUAAGGAUAGACAGAAUAGCUGCAGAACUAAUAAAUGGGUGUGAUUGACAGGAGCUGAAAACUGCUAGCUGUCUAGAUUGAAAACAGCCAUAGAACUGCUCAUUGACAAUGACCAAGACUGACAACAGCUGUAGAACUGAUAGUUGACAACAACCUAGACUAAAAACAGCCAUACAACUGCUCAUUGACAAUGACCACGACUGACAACAGCUGUAGAACUGAUAGUUGACAACAACAAGACUAAAAACAGCCGUAAAACUGGUCAUUGACAAUGACCACGACUGACAACAGCUGUAGAACUGAUAGUUGACAACAACCUAGACUAAAAACAGCCAUACAACUGCUCAUUGACAAUGACCACGACUGACAACAGCUGUAGAACUGAUAGUUGACAACAACCAAGACUAAAAACAGCCAUACAACUGCUCAUUGACAAUGACCACGACUGACAACAGCUGUAGAACUGAUAGUUGACAACAACAAGACUAAAAACAGCCGUAAAACUGGUCAUUGACAAUGACCACGACUGACAACAGCUGUAGAACUGAUAGUUGACAACAACCUAGACUAAAAACAGCCAUACAACUGCUCAUUGACAAUGACCACGACUGACAACAGCUGUAGAACUGAUAGUUGACAACAACCAAGACUAAAAAUAGCCGUAAAACUGCUCAUUGACAAUGACCACGACUGACAACAGCUGUAGAACUGAUAGUUGACAACAACCAAGACUUAAAACACCCAGAGAACUGAUAGUUGAUAACAGCCAAAGCUGAGAACAGCUGUAACUGAUGGAUGACAACAAAAGACAAAUCUGAAAACAACUGCCAAGACUGCAUAUAACUGUAGAUCUGUAGUUGACAAUGACCAAUACUGAAAUAGAUGCAGAACUGAAAGUUGACAGCCGUGACUGUUAAUCGCUGUAGUACUGAUGACAAAAAUGAACUGAUACUUGAAGGUGACCAAAAAUGACAACACUUAGGAAGCUGAUAGUUGACAAUAGCCAAGACUAAUAACAGUUGAUGAACUGGUAAUUGACAAUGACCAAGACUGACAACAGCUGGAGAACUGGUAGUUGCAGGAGACAAGACUUUCAGCAGCUUUAAAACUGAUAACUGACGGUGAUGUAGACUGACAGCAGCUAGGAAGCUGAUACUUGACAGUAGUAGUAUUUUCAUAAUUCCCAUAGCAGUGAAUGGAGAGCACAUGGCGCAAGAGCAACCGCGUCUCCACUCUCCACUACUGGACUGCCAGAUAUAGCCGAGCCAGUGUUUGGCUAUUUUCAGAACUCCCAUAGCGGUGAAAGUAGGUUGGCCACACAUACAGCUGCUCCCUGUUCACUUUGUGGGUCCCGUUCUGGAGAUAGGUGCAGCUCUCACAUCUGGGACCCACUCAUAUCUGACAUUGAUGGCAUAUCCUAGCAAGUUUUUUUUUUGAUCAUAUGAUUGCAAAUGCCUGUAAAUACCGUAGUGACCUGUGAAGAACAUUAUUGGAGGGAAUCACAAUCAGAUUGGCCACUGGGGUAACCACAAAAUCAACAGCCCCUUUAAUGAAAGAAUCCCUUUUAAUAUUUAACAUUAAAUCCGAUUUCUCUUCUGAGGUCAUUGGUUUGGCUGCAGGGGUCUCGACGGACUCCAUUGAUUGACUCUAUACCGAAGUCAAUAUCUAAGCAUCUCUUCCCAGUGCAUUUGGCAGGGGCUGACUUGACAUACAAGCAAUGACAGCUCACAGUUCCCCAUUCUGGAUUAAAUUAGCUUAGCGCUCUCAAAGAUCAGGAUGGCUAUACAUGUGCAGUAAGAGAAGUAUAAAAAAAUCUUUGAGAAACACUGUGCCGAGUUUUCCUUUAAGAGUGUAAAUGGUCGUAAUCCAAUUGUUGUAAUGCAGCCAUGGAUUCUCUGGUAUUCAGUGACACAUGCCAACACGUUUGUGUCGGCACCACCCGAUGGACUGGAGAAGAGCUAUGGAAACCUACUGUAUCACUCAUCGUAACUUCCACUAAUGCUAUCGGAGAGGUACUGUAGCAACUCAAAAAAAAAGUACCAGGACCAGCUCCUGAGCCUCUAUGGAUGUGACACAUCUAAUUGACCCAACCCAAAAGUUAGUGCCCUUUUACCCCCAUCCUUUAUGGGUACAUAGUGAAAUCAGCCAUUUUGUGUCCCCGGUAGUUAGAGUAACCUCUCUUUAAUCUAUGCAAAAAAAAAGGCAGCCUACCAUGAGUUGAACAGGCAUGAAUAGACAGUUCUUCACAUCUACUGUAUAUUAUAAAUAUAAAAGUAAUAAUGCAUGGUCUGCUGAAAAUGUUCUACAAAAGUGGCGCGAGCGUGUAAACCAUUAUUUUCUGAAUAAGCGCUAGGUAAACACACAAUGUAUUGCCUGCAAUUCUGCACGGAGAAAUCUUCAGUAUAAUGGAGGUUGUUAGCAGAGACCUUUGAUACAUGACUCAUUCUGAUUUAAAGGGCUAUGGAAAUGUCAUUACGUGCAAUUUUAUUUUCUUCUGCUGGUUUAAUUUGUCUCUUGGUAUGUGGUGGCCUGCUGCUCAUUAUUAUGUAACCCUGGGAUGGGGUGGUGUUUGCAAAAAUUGCUGGAAUGUUAAAUGUUUUUCAUAAUAAAGAUUAGUUGUUGUUUUUUUU
This is a messenger RNA of Bufo bufo (common toad), 5341 nucleotides long. It is a transcript of the gene MRE11, whose product is annotated as MRE11 homolog, double strand break repair nuclease. Gene Ontology annotation, cellular component: Mre11 complex; nucleus. Lineage: Eukaryota; Metazoa; Chordata; Amphibia; Anura; Bufonidae. Bases 127 to 2262 code for a protein of 711 amino acids. Gene Ontology annotation, biological process: meiotic DNA double-strand break formation; mitotic intra-S DNA damage checkpoint signaling; telomere maintenance. The transcript has 20 exons. The record is from RefSeq and is a predicted model, not a curated record. Gene Ontology annotation, molecular function: manganese ion binding; DNA endonuclease activity; 3'-5'-DNA exonuclease activity.